AUGAAAGUUGCCGCUACCAUUCUCCCUCUUCUCACCGCGGUGUCCGCCUCAUGCCUUCACGGCACCUCGCUGUUGCCGCGUUCAGCUGACGGCACCGUCGACAUUAACUACUACAACUAUACCAACCUCGGCGGCCCCCUCAACUGGUACGGUCUCGAUAAAGAGAAAAACAGUGCUUGCGCUACUGGCAAGCGUCAGUCGCCCAUAAACAUUGUCACCCAGAACAUUGACUACGCUGCCGCCAAUUCCGUUCACUUCAAUAUUCCUACUGCCAACGAUAUCAAGUUUGAGAACCUUGGCUCGGGCCUUGAGGUCGUUCUGACCAACGGUUCCCUGGUCACCAAGGCUGGCUCCUACGAGCUUGCUCAGUUCCACUUCCACACUCCUAGUGAGCACCGCAUCAACGAUGAGCACUAUCCCAUGGAGGCUCACUUUGUCUUCGAGAACUCUGCUGGCGCCAUCGCCGUUGUGGGCUUCGUCUUCGAGCUCUCUCAGUUCGGUUACUCUUACCCCCUAUUCGACUCCGUCUUUGCUCACGUUGAGGACAUUGCCACUCCUGGCACUUACACUAAGACUGGCAAGCUUGACUUCACUGCGCUCACUCGCCACCUGAACACCCACGGUAUUUAUCAGUACAAUGGCUCUCUCACUACUCCUCCCUGCUCCGAGAGCGUGGCCUGGUACCUCAGCACCGAGCCUCUGCCCGUGAACGUUCAGAGCUACAAUGCUGUCAAGCACAUUCUCAAGUUCAAUUCGAGAUAUACCCAGAACGCCCUUGGCCAGGACAACCUGCUCGAGGUUGCCGCGGCUGACUUGAACUAA
Penicillium maclennaniae is the source of this 822-nucleotide messenger RNA. RefSeq names its product carbonic anhydrase family protein. Gene Ontology annotation, molecular function: carbonate dehydratase activity; zinc ion binding. Lineage: Eukaryota; Fungi; Ascomycota; Eurotiomycetes; Eurotiales; Aspergillaceae. The record is from RefSeq and is a predicted model, not a curated record. Bases 1 to 822 code for a protein of 273 amino acids. The transcript is spliced from 2 exons.